ACUUUCCGUCCCUCGCUCGCUUCCGCCUUUUGGCCUCCCGUCCUCGUCACUAGCCUUUGUCUGGCCUUUGAACGUGUUUCACCCUAGUAACCUCUUCACCACCGUCUAAAAUGUGCAAACACGAAGCUAUCGGUGACUUCUAUAGGGGAUGCGGGCAUUUCCAUGUCCGGUAUUACACUGGAGAAACUCUGGACUGUGGUUCCGACUCUUGCAAAACCAGCGCUUCCCACAAGCACAAAACCGCUGCCAACUGCAACUGCCCAGAGAUUGUCAUGGAAGACCGACGCGUGCAGAAUCUCUUUCAGAUGGCUUUCCCGGAUUGCAGUCGCGUUUCCCGGUGAUCGACCUCGACCGACUCUCCAUCGUUCUUGAACGUUCCAUGCAAGACACGAAGCAACGUUCUGAAACCGACCUUUUUCAUGCUCCACCACGUUGCUUUCAAGUGGGCUCCUUCAACGCUUUCCACAUAUUUUAUGUUUCGACGACCUCAGUCUUCUAGUAUCUUAAGGGCAUAUAUCGGACUAAUGGGCUAAUUUCAAACAACUGUAGCAUGGUCAUUUUGUCAUAUUUAUUGGGUUUCUUAUUCAGAGAGCAGUUAUCGAUUCGCCUCAUCCCUCUGUAGCACACCUCGCUUUCGUUGUCUGUUGUCGUAUUGUCAAUCCAUUCACCGUUUCCUGAUUUCA
Molecule: messenger RNA, 683 nt
Organism: Coprinopsis cinerea okayama7#130
Lineage: Eukaryota; Fungi; Basidiomycota; Agaricomycetes; Agaricales; Psathyrellaceae
Exons: 4
Coding region: 149-499 (116 amino acids)
Source: RefSeq, a predicted model, not a curated record